CCGUGCGUCUCGAUUCGUUGAUUACCGCGUAUAAGUUUGCGGCUUGGUUCUAUCUCAAAACUAGUUGUCUCUCACUGUCAGCCAUGGACGUGGAAGGAAAAAUAGCUCUGGUGACCGGGGCCGCCAGCGGAAUAGGUUUCGCCUACGCGAAGGAACUUUUGCAAAAUGGAGCCAAACACGUUGCUAUUCUCGAUUUGGCAAGUUCGAGCGGCUCGGAAUCGGCGAAUAAAUUGAACGGAGAAUUUGGAAAUGGAAAAGCAGCCUUCAUCCCGUGCGACGUGACGAAGGCUCAGGAAUUUGAAGCUGCGUUCGCCAAGACUGUCAAGGAAUUCGGCGGACUUGACAUCGUUGUCAACAACGCUGGUAUAAUGGACGAUGAGCGAUGGGAACUCGAGAUCAACAUUAAUCUGACUGCGGUUGUUCGCGGAACUUUGCUGAGCUUUCAGUAUAUGGGAAAAGACAAAGGUGGCAAGGGUGGCGUUGUGGUGAACGUUGCAUCGACCGCCGGCAUAACACCAGCGGUAUAUUUUCCAGUUUACAGUGGUACCAAGAAUGCGGUAAUCGGAGCGAGUCGAUCGUUCGGGCAUCCGUACCACUUUGAAAAAUCGGCUGUUCGAGUGCUGACCAUGUGUCCCCACAUCACGCAUACUCAAUUGAUAACCAAGGGUGCCGAACGAGCUCACAUCGAAAACGAGGCGAAGGAAAAGCUUUCCGGAUACAUGAAAACUCUCCCCAUGCAAACGCCUGAAAGCGUCGCAAAGGGUGUUAUCAAGAUCAUUAAAGUCGGGGAAAAUGGAAGCGUGUGGAUGGUUGCUGACGGAGAGCCAGCCUGCGAACUCGACUUUCCCAGCUUCCCUGUAAAGAAGUAAACGACUUAGGGAUAGUAAUAAUUUGACUAAACUGUACGAGACUUGAUCCAACCAAUAAAAGAAUGUUUUUCGCGCCCA
Molecule: messenger RNA, 947 nt
Organism: Neodiprion fabricii
Lineage: Eukaryota; Metazoa; Arthropoda; Insecta; Hymenoptera; Diprionidae
Product: 15-hydroxyprostaglandin dehydrogenase [NAD(+)]-like
Exons: 6
Coding region: 84-869 (261 amino acids)
Cellular component (GO): cytoplasm
Molecular function (GO): oxidoreductase activity, acting on the CH-OH group of donors, NAD or NADP as acceptor
Source: RefSeq, a predicted model, not a curated record